Molecule: messenger RNA, 1646 nt
Organism: Tarenaya hassleriana
Lineage: Eukaryota; Viridiplantae; Streptophyta; Magnoliopsida; Brassicales; Cleomaceae
Product: F-box/LRR-repeat protein 2-like
Exons: 2
Coding region: 124-1344 (406 amino acids)
Biological process (GO): SCF-dependent proteasomal ubiquitin-dependent protein catabolic process
Cellular component (GO): SCF ubiquitin ligase complex
Molecular function (GO): protein binding
Source: RefSeq, a predicted model, not a curated record
CCUUAAAUCCGAGAGGAAAAGAGGCAAGAGAGAUUGAUUAGAUUAGGGUUUCUGAUUAGUAGCCCCUAAACCUUAAUUUUAAUCUGAUUGAGUCCCAGCUUCUGGAGGUUCCCGAUUCCGAUCAUGGCGUCAUCGGUCUGCAUUAACGAGGCGUUGACGGACGACGAGCUGAGAUGGGUGUUGUCGAGGUUGGACAGCGACAAGGACAAGGAGGUGUUCGGUCUCGUCUGCAAGAGGUGGCUGCAUCUGCAGAGCACCGAGCGGAAGAAGCUUGCGGCGCGUGCGGGUCCACACAUGCUCCGCCGCAUGGCCGCGAGGUUCACUCGCCUCGUCGAAUUAGACCUGUCUCAGUCAAUCUCCAGGUCUUUCUACCCCGGAGUCACCGAUUCUGACCUCUCUGUCAUCGCCGAGGGAUUCAAGUGCUUGAGAGUCCUCAGUCUGCAGAACUGUAAAGGUGUUACAGAUACUGGGUUGGCAUCACUUGGAUCUAGUCUCUCUUCUCUGCAGUUUUUGGAUGUAUCCUACUGCAGAAAGCUCACCGAUAAAGGAUUAUCCGCUGUUGCAGAAGGCUGUCGUGACCUAAGGACUUUGCAUCUCGCUGGAUGCCGAUUUAUCUCAGACAAAUUAUUAAAAUCACUGUCCGAGAGUUGUCGUGAUCUGGAAGCUCUAGGACUUCAAGGCUGCAGCAAUAUUACUGAUUUAGGCCUGAGUGAUCUUGUAAAAGGCUGCCGGAAGAUAAAAUUCUUAGAUAUCAACAAGUGCAAUAAUGUUGGAGAUGCUGGGGUAUCCGGUGUUGCUGAAGCUUGUGCCUCUUCCCUUACGACACUGAAGCUGUUGGACUGUUACAAAGUCGGGGACGAAUCUAUAUUAUCUUUGGCAAAAUUUUGCAGGAAUCUACAAACUCUAAUAAUUGGUGGUUGCCGUGACAUCUCUGACAAAUCUAUAAAACCACUGGCUGCUUCCUGUAGAGACAGUCUCAAGAACCUGAGAAUGGAUUGGUGUUUGAAUAUAACUGACUCUUCCCUGAGCUGCAUUCUCAUGCAGUGCAUAAACUUGGAGGCUCUUGAUAUCGGUUGCUGUGAAGAGAUCACCGAUGCUGCUUUCCAGGAUUUGGGGAAUGGCAACGUGUUGGGUUUGAAGGUUUUAAAGGUGAGCAAUUGCCCGAAGAUCACGGUGUCAGGGAUAGGCUUGCUUUUGGGGAAGUGCAGUUCCCUGGAGUAUCUCGACGUAAGGUCUCUUCCACAUGUGACGAAAGGGAGAUGCGAUGAAGCUGGGCUGGUAUUUCCAAAAUGUUGUAAAGUAAAUUUCGUGGGAAGUUUAAUUGAGCCAGAUGUGCUGCUCUGAAGAUUAUGGGGUUCAGAGGUUGGGGUUGGGGAAAAUAUCAUGGGCCCUUCAAAGACAUUUCGGGGUUUCACUACCCUCUGGAAUCUCACUGGUGCAUUUACUCUUAUGUGUGAUGGUCCAUCAGUGAGAUUUCUCAAGCUCUGUACAUGCUGUGCAUGAAAAUUUGAUUGCGGUUGGUUUGUUAUAUACAUCAACACCACUUGCAAUGUGUUCCUAUUGUUGGCAUAUACUAUCUCUGUCCUGGUCUCCAUGGAUGGACCUGCACUGCAUCUCCCUCUAAUAAAAAGUUUGAGCCUUUGAUA